Molecule: messenger RNA, 2342 nt
Organism: Drosophila subpulchrella
Lineage: Eukaryota; Metazoa; Arthropoda; Insecta; Diptera; Drosophilidae
Gene: IKKepsilon
Product: serine/threonine-protein kinase TBK1
Exons: 6
Coding region: 87-2249 (720 amino acids)
Biological process (GO): peptidyl-serine phosphorylation
Cellular component (GO): cytoplasm
Molecular function (GO): ATP binding; protein serine/threonine kinase activity
Source: RefSeq, a predicted model, not a curated record
UCCAUACAAGUGUUUUUGUUUGUCACUAUCGCGGCGCUUGGAAAUAAACCAAAAUAAUAAGGAAAUAGUUGGAAAACAUCUCCGAAAUGUCCUUUCUGCGCGGCUCCGUGAGCUAUGUGUGGUGCACCACCAGUGUCCUGGGCAAAGGAGCCACCGGUUCCGUUUUCCAGGGGGUCAAUAAGAUCACCGGCGAAUCGGUGGCGGUUAAGACCUUUAAUCCCUACAGUCACAUGCGACCGGCGGAUGUCCAGAUGCGGGAGUUCGAGGCCCUAAAGAAGGUCAACCACGAGAACAUAGUGAAGCUGCUGGCCAUCGAGGAGGAUCAAGAGGGUCGUGGCAAGGUGAUCGUGAUGGAGCUCUGCACCGGCGGCAGUCUCUUUAACAUCCUAGACGAUCCGGAAAACUCGUACGGACUGCCGGAACAUGAGUUCUUACUGGUGCUGGAGCACCUCUGCGCCGGAAUGAAGCAUCUGCGGGACAACAAGCUAGUGCAUCGCGAUCUCAAGCCCGGAAAUAUCAUGAAGUUUAUCUCAGAGGACGGGCAGACCAUCUACAAGUUAACAGACUUUGGUGCUGCCCGAGAACUGGAGGAUAAUCAGCCUUUUGCCUCGCUGUACGGAACCGAGGAGUACCUUCAUCCCGAUCUCUAUGAGCGUGCUGUGCUGAGGAAGUCCAUUCAGCGAUCUUUCACCGCCAAUGUAGACCUGUGGUCUAUUGGGGUUACUUUGUACCACGUGGCCACUGGCAAUCUGCCUUUUAGACCCUUUGGGGGAAGAAAGAACCGGGAGACCAUGCACCAAAUCACAACCAAGAAGGCUUCCGGGGUUAUUUCCGGCACUCAGCUUUCCGAAAAUGGACCCAUAGAGUGGUCCACCACCCUGCCACCGCAUGCACAUCUUUCGCAGGGAUUGAAAACCCUGGUGACUCCUCUCCUAGCUGGCCUUCUCGAGGAGAACAGGGAGAAAACCUGGUCUUUCGAUCGGUUUUUCCAUGAGGUGACGCUUAUAUUGCGCAAGCGCGUCAUCCAUGUGUUCUUUACCAAUCGCACUAGUUCUGUGGAAGUAUUCCUGGAGCCCGACGAGCAGAUUGACAACUUCCGGGAGCGCAUUUUCCUGCAGACCGAGGUGCCGCUGGAGAAGCAGAUCCUACUGUUCAACAACGAGCAUCUAGAAAAGAAGGUCACUCCACGAACCAUAGCAAAAGCAUUCCCUAUUACCACCACAGAGCAGCCCAUAUUUCUGUACAGCAACGACGACAACAAUGUUCAGCUGCCCCAACAAUUGGAUCUACCCAAGUUCCCCGUGUUUCCUCCCAAUGUAUCUGUGGAGAAUGAUGCCAGCUUGGCUAAAUCCGCUUGCAGUGUUGGUCACGAAUGCAAAAGACGCGUGGACAUCUUCACUUCCAUGGAUAUACUUAUAAAGAAGGGAGUGGAGCACUUCAUAGAGAUGCUAAUAACCACGAUUACUCUUCUUUUGAAAAAAACCGAGAGUUUUGACAACUUGCUUUCCACGGUGAUUGACUAUGCAGAUGUGGUGCACAGCAUGGCCAGAGUGACAAAGGGGGAUCAGGAGUUGAAGACCCUGUUGACUGCCUUGGACAACGUGAAAAGCGACUUUGAUGGCGCUGCCGAUGUGAUCUCACAAAUGCACAAACAUUUUGUCACAGAUGAUGAACUGAACGACCAAUGGAAUUCUUCAAUGCAUGGAAAGAAGUGUCCUUGUAGGACCAGGGCCAGUGCCCAGGCCAAGUAUCUUGUGGAAAGGCUGCGGGACUCCUGGCAGCAUCUGCUGCGAGAUCGUGCUACGCGUACGCUGACCUACAAUGAUGAGCAGUUCCAUGCUUUGGAGAAGAUCAAAGUGGAUCACAAUGGCAAGCGCAUCAAGGCCUUGCUUAUGGACAAUGUAAAUCCCACAGUGGCUCAGAUCGCAGAGUGCCUGGCAGAUUGGUACAAGUUGGCUCAGACUGUCUAUCUUAAAACACAAAUCCUGGAGAAGGACGUUCGUGAUUGCGAGCGAAAAUUAAAUGGCAUACGAGAUGAACUGUACCACGUUAAAUCGGAGCUAAAACUGGACGUGGACACAAAGACAAUAAACAAUAAUAACCAGCUGGCCAAGAUCGAGGAGCGGAAUCGGUUGAGGGUGAUGCAGCAGCAGCAACAGGAAGUGAUGGCUGUUAUGAGAACCAAUAGCGAGAUAAUAAGUUUGCUUAGCAAACUGGGAAUCGCAAAUGGAGGUCUUGAGAACAGUUAGUCUGGAGAGUCGUGAAAGUGAAAGAGUAUUUUAUUCGCUUUUGUUUACCUUGUAAGUUUACAAUAAAUUUUUGAUUUUAUAUGAAACUUUAAA